AUGCCUGUUUCAUCUCGUGAACAGUCGGAUGCGACGCCGGCAGCAAAUAGCUCCUCUCCGAGUGUAUUCGCCCUGUUCCCCAAGCUUCCUGUUGAACUCCGACGAGAGAUUUGGCGUUUAUGUCUACCACAUCGAGUGUAUGAGAUAGAUUAUGCUGUCGGCGGCUGCUGGUUUCCAUUCCACAAACGUGCACCGUGCCCCUUUACACCUUCAACGCUCCUCAACCAUGAGCCUCCGACGAUCGCCAGGAUUUGCGUUGAGUCUCGAGAGGUCGCAUUUGAACAAGGCACCUUUAAUGAUCACGGAAGACCAGUUACGCCCUUCGAUACGAGAUGGUCCGCUGGCAACUCCAUCAACCACACCAUAUGGGAGGCUCCCGCUCGCACACAUCUCACACACUUAAAUUGGGACGGCCGAUACCAGGCGGAGUACGGCGCUGAAAGCGCUGUGUAUGAACAGCCACUACUUUAUCUGGAGCACUGCGCAGCGAAGAACAAGGAUUGUGGUUCGCUGAUGUUUGUAUACUUGAAACAGAUAUAUACUCAGCGGGAUUGGACCCACGUUCUGAACGUACUGAAUCGCGAGUCUCGAUGGCUAGUGGUAAUGGAUGUCGUAGUAACGCACGCUCCGAGAAGCGUCGCAGCGCCAUUUUUCGGUCUGCUAUACGACGCACCAGUACAAGUCCUUGAUUCCGCCGAUGCUGACAGAGUGGCCGCUAUGUACGAAUUGGCCGAGCAAUGCGAGAGAGGUUGCGAUCCUCGUCAGGCUCAAAGGAUCGUUCGGCGGACAGCGGCCGAGCUUGAUCAUGAACUUCAAGACUUCUUCACAGACAAGAAGAAAUAUCGUGAAGGGAACCUCACUACUCGUUUACGUCCUGCUAUCAUGUUUCGAUGGUGUCCGUACAUGUGCAAUCAUGCGUGUCGACGACUCCCGUCAGCAUGGACAUUCUGGCCGUGA
Messenger RNA from Dissoconium aciculare CBS 342.82, 957 nucleotides. RefSeq lists its product as uncharacterized. The coding region runs from base 1 to 957 and encodes 318 amino acids. NCBI's taxonomy places the organism in Eukaryota, Fungi, Ascomycota, Dothideomycetes, Mycosphaerellales, Dissoconiaceae. The transcript has a single exon. The record is from RefSeq and is a predicted model, not a curated record.